AUGUGGCGACAGAAGACCAUCUCUCUGCCCGCUUUCAACCGCGGCUGCCACCUCGUCACUCCGCACGUGGUGAAGCAAGUGGAGGGCGACCUUGCAGCCUUCAAGUGCGGCCUGGCGCACAUCUUCAGUGAGUGCCCUUCAGUACAGCACACGAGUGCGUCGCUGACCAUCAACGAGAACUGUGACAGGGACGUGCGCCACGACAUGGAGACCUACCUCUCCUCGCACGUCCCUGAGGGGCCCAAGGCUCCCUGGCGUCACACGGAUGAAGGCUAUGACGACAUGCCAGCACACGUCAAGGCGUCGCUCUUUGGCAGCUCUGUCACCAUUCCCAUCACGGAUGGUCGGUUGAACCUGGGCACAUGGCAGGGCAUCUGGCUUGUGUUUGAUGGUUACUGUGGUGUGAAGCUGCGGAUUCUGUUUGCUAGGCACUCACACGCAAUGGCGCGUGCCGCUCCCGCCGCUCUAGCGCUUCCGGCACCCGCUUUCCAUGGCGCGCGUUCCGCCGUCCAUUUAGCUCCUUUGAAAACCCAAUUCUGUCUCGCACCGACCGCAUUCUCGUCAGUAACGCCUGGAGCAGCAGCACCAGCAUCACCAGCACCACACAUACGGUCGACAUUUGCAUUCCUCAAUACACCCUCUCUCUCGCCAUUCCUGUACUCCUCGUCAUCCUCUUCUUCCUCCUUCCUCUCCUCUUCCGCUCGCCCAUUUGCAUCCAACGGCCGAUCUGAACUCGCAGCCACAAGAAGCCAUCGCGCCCGUCCACGCAUAGGCUCGUCCGAUCAAAAUGCAGCGGCGGAUUCGGCAGCGCGUGGGGGCGCGGCGAGAGGGCUAUUCGGGGGGCUGUUCGGCGGCGGGAAGGAGAAGAAGCGCAAGGAGGAGUCCAUGGCUGUGCACGCCGAUGUUCCGGUUCCCUUCAGCGCUGAUCUCCUAGCGGGAACCUUUCUAGAAGGUCGCGAGCUCGCGUGCUGCUACCGCGCGACGCAGGACGGCUUCUCCGCGUCCGCCUUCCACGCGCGCUGCGACUUCAAGGGCCCCGUCGUCGUCGUCGCGCUCGCGCCCUCCCCUUCCCCGUCCGCCUCCUCCUCCGCGCCCCUUGGAUCGUGGCUGCGCUUCGGCGCGUUCAACCCGGACGGCUACCGCAGCACAGACGACUAUUUCGACUCCUUCGACGCGUUUCUCUUCUACUGGCCCGACCCGCCCGCGUCGCCACCCUUCGCACCCGUCUCCACCGCAGAAACCGACGAUACCAACGCACCCGCCUCGUCCUCUCCUUUGAGGUGCACGUGGGGGCAAGGCGAGUGGGGCAUGCCGGAGCUUCUACGCAAAGUAGGAGGCAGCGGCGCGGCGGUAUUCGACUACGCGCGUGGCGGCCCGCAGUUUGGCGCGGACGGGCUGUUGAUCGGCCCGCCACUCACUCCAGUCAUGGGUGGUCUUGCUGGCCCGGACUCAAACUCAGGCGUGGGGGAUUUGCGCACGGCGCGGUCGCGGCUCGGGCUGUCAUAUGAGAAGCGGCGCGACGGGGAGGACUCGGUGUUUGGGGAGGGGAGGGAGGUGAAGGUGGCGGAGGUGCUGGUGUUCUUUAGCCCGGACAUUGCCCGCUUGUAUUGA
Molecule: messenger RNA, 1611 nt
Organism: Closterium sp. Yama58-4
Lineage: Eukaryota; Viridiplantae; Streptophyta; Zygnematophyceae; Desmidiales; Closteriaceae
Source: the annotation of a GenBank genome assembly